Molecule: messenger RNA, 669 nt
Organism: Dentiscutata erythropus
Lineage: Eukaryota; Fungi; Glomeromycota; Glomeromycetes; Diversisporales; Gigasporaceae
Source: the annotation of a GenBank genome assembly
AUGUGCCUUACUCCGCGAUGUGCAGAUAAAUGUGUUAAUUGUACUGUAGAUAAACAAGCAUGUAUUUAUGUGGGAGAGCCCGGAAAUCUUCGAUGUGUCAGGUGUAAAGAACUGAAGAAAUGGUGCUGUUUCCGAUGUAUUAAAUGUGAAAGAAAAAAAGAAAAAAGAGAAAGCUUUAGACCGUGUGAACUUUGUGUAAUGACUAUUAUUGAUCCUACUGAAAAAUAUACCAUUCAUAGAGUGGAAAAAUAUUAUUUACAAUGUUCUAAUGAUUGUAAAAUUGAAAUCACUCCUGAUUUUGCUCAGAAUAUUAUUUCUAAUUCAAACCAACAAUCAAUAACUUUUGCAUCUACACCCGUUUGUUCCGUUGGAAGUGUUUCAUUACCAUCUCCAUCUCAACAAUAUGAGCCAACUACUCCCACGUUUUCAAACUAUGAAUUCUCGAAUACUUUUCCAUUCAAUUCUAUUACUGAGACCUCCUUUUGUAAUCCAUCUGAAUAUGGAGCUAUUCACGCUGGGCUCGUCAAUGAUAACUCCCCGAAUAAUUCGCAUUACGCCAUUACUCCACUUCGAUAUGAACAAUCUCAACCUAAUGCGCAAGAUAAUACCUUUGUAUCAACUAUAUCAAACUAUAAUCUUUUACCAUCGUCUUAUGGGUCUGACUAUUAA